Messenger RNA from Porites evermanni, 927 nucleotides. Lineage: Eukaryota; Metazoa; Cnidaria; Anthozoa; Scleractinia; Poritidae. The record is from the annotation of a GenBank genome assembly.
AUGGCGUGCCAAGCGCUCAUAACUUGUCUAGAAUCCUAUCUGCUAUCCCUGAAAAGCUGUUACGCCUCUCUGUCAGGAGGAGAUCCUACGCCAGAGUGUAUUAGAGACCACCUAGCUACUCUAAUCAGCGAUUACGUGAGUGAUAUGCUACAGCUAGAAGACCAUACAAGGAAACCACUUCGUGUCCUUGGAAUUGGAAGUGGGGAUGGGUGUAAAGAUAUUUGUUUUCUUGAAGUGCUAAGCAAUGGUGGUCCCAAAAUAAAAGACAAAUAUCUGCAGCUCUUUCAACGUACCAUCGAACCAAACGAGGAGAGUCUGGAAACCUUUCAAGCUAAAUCAAAAUAUUUGCCCGAGCGUUUGACGAGCGGAGCUGAUGUCAAAUUUGAAUGGUUCCCCAUGACAUUCCAAGAGUAUGUUAAAAAGGAAAAGAAAGAUGACAUCAAUUUCGAUGUGGUUCACUUUUUCCAUAGCGCUUACUACGUUGAUUUCGAAACAGCGCUCGUGUAUUGCUAUGAGAAGGAACUCGGGUCCAAGGGAAUAAUUGCAUGCGCUAUUUCGCAUGAAGAGAGUGCGUUUGUAAGGUAUAGCAAAGAAUUUUCUCAGCAAGGCUUGAUCUUGAACCCUGGCCCUUACUACAGCAGCAAGGACAUCACAGAUUUGGCUAAAAAGAAUAGCUGGAAAUAUUUGGAAUGUCCUGGUCACUACAUUCGCUGUGACAUAACUUCUAUCUUCGACCAUUCUUCGGUAGAGAGAAAUCAGUUAUUAAAUUUCCUGACACACCGGGUUGAUUUCCGUGCAACUGCAAGCCAAGAAAAUCGGCAGAAAGUUCUUGAUUACUGGAAAAAUGUUUGUGAGGAAGAUAAAGACUCUGAAAAAAGAACAGUCUGGAUGAAGGUGUGCAUGAUUGUAAUUGUAAAAGGAAUGUAG